AUGCCACGCACUCGAAGUCAGGAGCAAACUUUACGGCCCGAUGAUGAUGCUGCUUACGACCCGCCGCCGCCCACACGUGACGACGCCGGCGCGGCCGACGCAUUCCCACCUUCCAUCGGCGACCGGUUCUCUAUUCCCCCUACCGAUGCCAGCGUGACAUUCUCACAGGAAAGUGUCGCCGCCCUCGUCGCGACACUUCAGAAAACCCAGACAGAAGCCUUCAAAGACGUACUCGAGUCUGUUUUGAGUCAUCGUGCGACCUCAUCGACUCCGGCGCCGCUACCAGACAGCCAUGCUAAUAUGUCUCAAUGUAAAGCUACAUACAGCGGCAGCGGCGACCCGACGGACGUGGAAGCGUUUAUAGAUGCGGUCGACAGUUAUAUUGAAUGUACACAGAUCAGCGAUGCAAAUGUAGUCAGAGGCAUAUCUAUGCUUUUAACGCAAGACGCAGCCACAUGGUGGCUGGGCAUUAAGAAUACUAUCUCUACAUGGGACGAAGCCAAGGAGAACCUGAUAAGUGCCUUUGGAGACCGACGUCCGCCUCAUCGCCUGUACCUACAACUGUUCAAAAUGGCUCAUGACAAGGAAAGUACAGAUAUUUUUAUAGCUAGAGCACGCGCUCUCUUAGCACGCCUCCCUCGCGGCGAUCUUAGCGAGAAAGUAGAGCUAGACAUGGUGUACGGGUUAUUGAACGACCGUAUACGACGACAAGUGCGACGAGAAGAAGUUACGACGUUCGCAGGACUGCUCCGCCGUGCACGUGAAAUAGAAGAUGCGACGGCGCCGAUCGUGCCGCCCGUCGCUCACCGUCGCGCCAUGCCCGCCGCCGCGCAGCCAAGCCGCGCGCCCGCCGCGCAUGCUGCAGCCGCUGGUCGCGCCCCGCCUGUCACCGAGCCCGCUUUCUCCGUCCCUCCGACGCGCCCCGAGCCUACGUCGAUGACCGCCGCCCACGCCCCUGCACCUCCACCUGCGCGAGACCCGGCUCCCGCCACUGCAAAGAAGCAGCGGCCAGUGUGUACCUACUGCAAGAGAUUCGGUCACACGAUAGAUGCAUGCCGUAAGUUAGCGAACACUCAAGAAUGUUUUGUGAAUGUUCAACAACCUAAGGGUUGCCAUUGUUAUUGCUCAAUUCAUAACGAUGCUUAUAAUUCUAAGUCUACUAACUGUGAUUGUUAUAUGGAUAAGGGUGACCAUGCUAAAUUUAAUUAUCGGGAUAAGUAUUCAAAUGAAUGUACUUUGAAUUUUGAUGAGUGUGCACGUACGGGGGACGCAUCAUUGUUAGGCAACGACCACGUCAGGCUCGCUUCGCAUCAGGACAUGCGACCAAUUUUUAAAAUCGAAAUUUUGGGUGUUAAUGGUACUGCUUUGAUUGACACAGGCGCUAAGCAUUGCAUUGCGGGUCAUACGCUAUAUACUCUCCUUCUACGUCGAGGCCAUCCUCUUCACCGCACGUCGAGACGGGUGAAGCUCGCCGACGGCCACAUUCGCGUAAUGGAUGUACUAACUACAACAUUACAGGUGAGGUUGGAACACACUGUUAUUUCUAUCCCAUUUCUGGUAUUCCCGGACUCCGACAACAACGAGACACUCCUCGGUAUCGACUUUAUUUCUGCCGCCGGAGUAGUGUUAGACUUCAGCUCAGAAACUUGGUACUUCAGCAAAUCUGGUACUCGUUACAAGCUUCUGUUUGAACCUGCCUCUCGCGACGUCAACUGCGCUUCUGCAGACGUGCUUCGGGAUGACGAAGGUACCCAUCUUGGCUCAGCUGAACGACAGGCGCUUGCCCAAGUACUCGUCAAGUACGCCCAGAUCUUCGAGCCAGGGGGAGCCCCGACACCUUACGCCGAGCAUCGCAUCGAUACAGGUGAGCACCCUCCUAUUGCUGUACCUCCCUAUCGCUUAACACCAGUUAUGAAUCAACGUAAUGAGGUGCUAGCCAUUGACCUCUUCGGCCCACUCCCGGAGGGUGAGCAGGGGGAGCGUUGGAUAUUGCUCGUCGAGGACACAGCGACGAGGUGGGUAGAGCUAUUUGCCCUAAAGGAAGCCACAUCAGAAGCAUGUGCGCGUGUCCUCAUCGAGGAAUAUUUUAUGCGAUACGGGUUGCCUCGCCGGAUAAUAUCGGACAACGGCGUCCAAUUCAUCUCGGCAGUCAUGCGCCAAUGCAUGUCGGUCCUGGAUGUGAAGCAAAACUUCGUGCCACUCUACCAUCCAGAAGCCAACCCUGCAGAGAGAAAGAAUCGCGACUUAAAGGUAAUGUUAGCGCAACUCGUGGAGAACGACCAUCCAUCCUGGCCAAAGAAGCUACACAUCAUUCGCUUUGCCCUGAACAGCGCGCCAUGCCGCACUACGGGUAAGACGCCAGCUUAUUUGACCUUGGCUAGAGAGAUGAGGUCUCCCACAGAGGUCACACAUGACCUUCGUGCUAUUCUAGACAAAGAUAACUUUGUCCCACAGAUAACACCAUAUCUCAGACAAUUUAUCAACUCCCUAUCGGCGAUCCGGGAACGUGUAGAAGUGCAGCAGGACAAGCGCAAAGAGUACGCUGACCAGUCACGGCGUCCUGGAGACCACUUUCAAGUAGGUGACUUAGUUCUUCUACAAUCACACGUCCUGAGCAAGAGUUCCAAGGAGCUUACAUCCAAAUUCGUCCCACGUCGAGAUGGUCCUUAUCGCAUCGCGCAGAAGGUUAGUCCUACGACCUACAGCAUCGCGCGCAUGGAGAACCCCGACGAUAUUAUAGGGAAGUAUCAUCUUCAAGAUCUUACUCGGUACACAGGCAGUGAGGUAACUCCACCUAAACCUGUCAUUCCUAAAAGGAAACGAGGACGACCGGGUAGGAAGCAGUCUGAGCAGCCAGUCCAGGAGCGAGGACGUCCUCCAGGACUGGAGGGGGAGUAUAUAGCAACCCGGCCUACCGAACAUUGUCUGGGUCGGCGAAACGAACGAGCCUCGCGCGGUCGUAUGCCCGCGCGCUUUAAUUGUUAAAUGAGC
This is a messenger RNA of Pectinophora gossypiella (pink bollworm), 2991 nucleotides long. RefSeq lists its product as uncharacterized. Bases 1 to 2985 code for a protein of 994 amino acids. Gene Ontology annotation, biological process: DNA integration. Lineage: Eukaryota; Metazoa; Arthropoda; Insecta; Lepidoptera; Gelechiidae. Gene Ontology annotation, molecular function: nucleic acid binding. The transcript is spliced from 3 exons. The record is from RefSeq and is a predicted model, not a curated record.